CUGGGUUAAGAGGUGACCGGAUCCGGCCAUGUUGGUUUUGUGCUUCUGUGCCCUGUCCCCCCUUUCGCUCGCUCCCGAAAAAACCAGCUUUUGGGCCUCUCCGGAGUCGAAGUUUUGGAGACUUCUCACCGCAAUCUCAGCCCCAACGAUCGAUCCAAAGGCUCAGAGUAAUGGAGUUGGGUUCUCCCAACAUGGAGGAUGGGACUCCAUUUAAGUCAGAAUUGGACGUUAACUCACAUGGAAAUAAUGAUGGAGAGGAAACAGAAAAUUUUCAGAAUGGUAACAAGGAACCUGAAGGGAUGCAAGUUUGUGUGAAUCAGGAGAGGCCUGAAUCACCUGUGCUUCCUGUUGAUGCUGUCUGUGAAGGACUUCAAUCACCUGUCUUAAAUUCUACUGCUUCACCAUCUCCCAUAAACAAAGUGCAAGAUGAAAAUUUGCCAAUUGAGUCAGAAUAUGAUGAUGAUGUUGAAAAUAGAAGUGUAGUUCACAGCAUUGAGGAAUUGAGAUCAAAUGUUAAGUAUCAUGAAUACCAGGAGGAGAAACAGAGAGCAAGUUAUAACAUUCAGUCUGGCGAUCUUCUUGAUAUGUGCACUGAUCAAACAGCAGAAGAUAAAAAUAAAUUAGGAGAUUCAGAUCCAUACCUCCAUCGAGUUACGUUGUCAGUUGAUAACAAUUCAAACUCUCAAUUAGAAAAGCCUGAUUUUGAUAAUGAUGGAAUGGAAGAUGGAAACUUUAGUCGAGCUGAUAACAAUUUGAAUUCUCAACCAGAAAAGCCUGAUUCUGGUAAUGAUGGAUUAGAAGAUGGAAACUUUAGUCAAGUUGAUAACAAUUUGAACUCUCGACCAGAAAAGCCUGAUUUUGGUAACGAUGGAAUAGAAGAUGAAAACUUUAGUCAAGUUGAUAACAAUUUGAAUUGUCAAUCAGAAAAGCCUGAUUUUGGUAAUGAUGGAGUAGAUGAAAACUGUACUCAUAAUAUAGAAAUGAAGGACAAAGAUGAUCAUAUGAUGGGUGUGGCACAUUCGGAUAAUGUAGAAAUGAUUAAAGAGUGUUCUGUUGGGCACUCUCCUCGUCCAACUCGAAAAGGUACACCAUCAUCACCAGAGAGGGAGUUGUCUGUUCCUAUGGCGAGAUCUCCCGACAACAAACCAUCAGCAGCAGACGACCAGUUACCUACUGAAAUCAGUGAUAGAAAAAUAACUCGUUCUCCCAAGCACACACCUUCUCCUGAAAAACGUGCAGUCGGCCGCAAGAGAACUCGUGACAGUUUUUCUCCACCUGCAAGACGCAAAUCUCCUCCAGGAAGAAUGGCACAUCGGGAUGCUCAUCGCAGAGACUCUUCUCCCAGAAAGAACCUGCCAGCUUCACCUCGAAAACGAGAGUCACCACGAAGGAGAGAUAGGUCAAGAUCACGCUCGCCUGUGAGGCGGAAGGAUCCUUCUGGACACAGAAGAGAUCACCGUGGUAGAUCUCGGUCCAGGUCUCCCUACUCGAGGGAUCACCAUAGAAGGUCUCCAAGGCGAAGGCAUUCUCCAGGUCGUAGAUCUCCUCCAGCAAGUUAUCAUUCACGUCACCGCUCUCCAAGGAGGCCUUGGUCACCACCAACUAACCGCAACACUGGUGUGGGUAGGCCUGGAAGGAAUUUAUUUGUUGCAGGUUUUAGCUAUGUUACUACUGAAAGAGAUUUGGAAAAGAAGUUCUCUAGGUUUGGGCGUGUGACAGAUGUUCGGAUUGUUCGUGAUAGAAGGUCAGGCGAUUCUCGUGGCUUUGGAUUUUUAUCCUUAGAAAGGGAUGAAGAUGCUGAUGCUGCCAUACGUGCUCUUGAUCAGACUGAAUGGAAUGGCAGGAUUGUUCUGGUGGAGAAAUCUAAGACUUCUGCUCGCUGAAUGAUCUCCUUUUGUGUUGUCAUAAUUGGAGAGAUAGGGGAACUUUUCAGUUUUAUCAGUUUUAUUUCGUACCAAAAUCCUUCCAACCAUAUGACAUAGGUCAUGCUAUACGGCAAGUAUUACUUAGGACCAAACUCUUGAUGCUGUAGUAUGUCUACUUUUUCUUCUCAUCAUAGAAUUAUGUCUUCAUUAGAAGUGUUAUAAACUUGAAAUAUUUUGGAUCAUGAGAAUACAGCUGAAACUAAAGUGAUUCAAAUUUUCAAUUGA
Molecule: messenger RNA, 2150 nt
Organism: Musa acuminata AAA Group (dessert banana)
Lineage: Eukaryota; Viridiplantae; Streptophyta; Magnoliopsida; Zingiberales; Musaceae
Exons: 4
Coding region: 171-1883 (570 amino acids)
Cellular component (GO): cytoplasm
Molecular function (GO): mRNA binding
Source: RefSeq, a predicted model, not a curated record